Molecule: messenger RNA, 1878 nt
Organism: Phytophthora nicotianae INRA-310
Lineage: Eukaryota; Oomycota; Peronosporomycetes; Peronosporales; Peronosporaceae
Product: TKL protein kinase
Exons: 2
Coding region: 1-1878 (625 amino acids)
Biological process (GO): protein phosphorylation
Molecular function (GO): protein kinase activity; ATP binding
Source: RefSeq, a predicted model, not a curated record
AUGGCGUCUCGACGAGGAAGGCUUCGCGCAGACUGGUGGAUGAGCUUCAUGGUGCUCUGCCUGUUCCUCACUGUUGUGACCUCCCAGACCCAUGACUUUGGCGAUACUUCCUCUAUUGAUGCAGGUACAGGAUCGAGUGAUACAACAGCUCCAAUGACCUUGGCGCCCGGCACGACAGCUCCGACGACUACAGCUCCUGCCACAACUGCUCCAGCCACGACAUCGCCGACACCGACCACGGCUGCUCCAUCAACCAGGGCUCCGACAACUUCAGCCCCAAUCCUCCCCACAACUGCACCAAGAGAUCCGACGACGACAGCCCCGGCCAGUGCAACCACUGCACCUACGUCUCCGACCGCUGCACCAGUCGCAACUACAGCGCCAAGCACGACGACAGCGACGUCUUCUCCAGCCACACCAACCGCAGCGCCGGUCGUGGAGUAUUAUAACUCGUCAACAUUGCCUCCCGGAGUGGAUGCCAGUAUGCUUGGCGGUGCCGAGCUGGUCACAGUGGAAGUCACGGAGACGACGAUGGGGGACGGCACCACUUCGUACAGCUACGUGAUCAUCACCAGGAGUGGCGACACGGAGAAAACGAUCGUGUUAAGCCCCACUAGUAGCUCAGCCACCAGCAGUAGUGGCGACAGCAAUACUGCAACCCAGUCAGGUAGCUCUCUAGCGGACUCCAACAACAGCAACGCCACCAAAUCUUCCAGCUCCAUCGGCCCUGGGGCGAUCGUCGGGAUUAUCGUGGCGGCCGUCGUCUUCAUGCUCGUGCUGUUUGCUUUCUUCAUCGCGCAACGCCGCCGCAACAAACACCGACGCAGUGACGCUUCUUCCGAGGACUUUUUGGCAUCCCCCACCAUUGGAAAGCAGUCUCGACUACUAGAGCUAGGCCAGUCGCCAGCAGACACGGAGUAUCAGGAAAUUACCCGAACGGCUGCAAACUCGCGCUCGUCUGGGGGCUCAAUGCCUGACGGUAGACGACACCGGAACACGCUGUGGGAAGACCCAGUCAUCCUAGCAUCGCGAAUCCCCAUCGACCGUAUCGAGUUAGGCGCCAUCGUCAGCCGCGGGGGGUUCGGUGAAGUGUAUCGAGGACGCUACCGAGACCAGGACGUGGCCAUCAAGACGCUGCUGCCGGAGAAGCGCAAGGACUUGGCGCACAUCCAGGCGUUCCUGUCGGAGGUGCGACUCAUGGCGACUAUGGAGCAUCCUCACAUUGUACAGUUCAUCGGUGUGGCGUGGGAGUCGCUGAGUAAUCUCUUCUGUGUGACCGAGUUCAUGGUCGGUGGAGAUCUACGCUCGCUGCUGAAGGACUACCUGUCCAAUGGGGUUCCGCAGGGCAUGGAUGCCUGUAAAAUGCAGAUCGCAUACCAGGUGGCCUACGCGUUGACGUAUCUGCAUUCGCUGGAUCCCGUGGUCCUGCAUCGCGACCUCAAGUCUCGCAACAUCCUACUGACGGAAUCUCUGAACGCCAAGAUCACGGAUUUUGGCGCCUCGCGCAUCCGCUCGGACGCGACCAUGACUGCUGGCGUGGGGAGUUGUCUGUGGAUGGCGCCCGAGGUGAUGAUGGGCAAACGCUACGGUGAGAAGGCGGACGUGUUCUCGCUGGGUGUGGUCAUCUCGGAGCUGGACACGCACGAACUGCCGUACUCGCACGCGAAGGAGGGCAACAGCGGCGGUAGCGGGCAUCCUUUGCCGGACACGGCCGUGCUGCAGAUGGUGUCGAUGGGCAAACUGCGCGUGCGGUUCUCCCCGUUCAUGGACCCGGAUAUGGCUCGUUUCGUAGGCAGCUGUGUGAAUGUGGACCCUGAAGCGCGCCCCACGGCGGCCGAGGUGCUCUACUACAUGCAGGUGGCAUUGCGGGAAUUCUGA